This is a messenger RNA of Pollicipes pollicipes, 2314 nucleotides long. Its product is annotated as dehydrogenase/reductase SDR family member on chromosome X. The transcript is spliced from 7 exons. NCBI's taxonomy places the organism in Eukaryota, Metazoa, Arthropoda, Thecostraca, Pollicipedomorpha, Pollicipedidae. Bases 275 to 1279 code for a protein of 334 amino acids. The record is from RefSeq and is a predicted model, not a curated record.
GAGUAGCGGUCCGGUUCCGGGCUGAAGGGACUGGGUAGUGGCGAGGGCGACAGGAAUAACGGGGGUUGUGCAAAGUGAAAGGUGCUGGACCAGUGUAAUAUUAACGACUUGUUGCAAAUCUAAAGCUUCGUCGUGGUCCAAAUUGCAUGAGAGGCGCUCUCUCGUUAGGAACUAAAGCAUUACCUGUGAAGGGGCAAGUGGACUGAAGGUGUUCGAGAAUAGGCUUGGGAAUAAUCGAAAACUCAGCAAGAAUCCUGCUACAUCUGAAAGGAGGAUGGCGAUGCUGAAGUCGGCGGCUGUGCUCACCCGCGACAAUGUCGCCUUCCUGCUGCAGGGCGUGCCCUGCAUGUACCGCGAGCUCUUGUUCUCGGUGAAGCCGGCCGGCGAGCUGCCGUCGCAGGAGGGCCGCGUCGCCGUGGUGACGGGCGGCUCGCGCGGCAUCGGCCUCGAGGCUGUCAAGACCAUGCUCCGACUCAACAUGCACCUCAUCAUAGGCUCCAGCAACGUGGAGAAGGCGGAGAAGGUGCUGAAGCCGCUGGCGGCCGAGGUGGACGGCAAGGGCAAGCUGGAGGUAUGGCCGCUGGAUUUGACCAAACAGAAGUCGGUGCACGCCUUUUGCCAGCGGUUUUUGGAGACGGGACUGCCUCUCCAUGUGCUGCUCUGCAACGCCGGCAUCAUGUUCUACCCGAAGCACGAGCUGACCGAGGACGGGUUCGAGAUGCAGUUGGCUGUCAACCACCUGGGUCACUUCACCAUGCAGCAUCUGCUGUACCCGCGCCUGCGCGCCGCGGGCACCGCUGACCGCAAGGCUAGGAUCGUCAAUGUCUCCUCCGCCGCGCACAAUUGCGGGGGCGUCAACUUCGACGACAUCAUGUUAAGCACAACUUACUCGUCGAAGGGCGCCUACUUCCAAUCGAAGGGUGCGCAGAUAUUGUGCACCAAGUACCUGGCCAAGAAGGCACAGGAGGCUGGUGACAACGUCACGUGCAACUCUCUUCACCCGGGCGUCAUCUAUACCGACCUCUACGACUACACCACCAUCUACAAAGUGGCCGCGCCCGUGCUGAAGAAGAUCUGGAGGAGCCCGAAGGAUGGCGCCGAGACGGUGCUGUACGCCUGUCUCUCGCCGGAGGCCGAGGGCGUGAGCGCCGCCCACUUCGAGAACGCGGCCGUGUACCGCUCGGCCGGCUACACGGAGGACGCUCAGCAGCAGCAGAAGAUGUGGGAGGCCAGCUGCGAGCUCUGCAAGGUCGGCACCUUUGGUCAGCCCGACAACUAGUUGCUGGCGACGCGGCGCGGCUCGGCCUGGCGGCGCAGUGUAGCGCCGCCGGCCGCCGGAAGGCGGUGGCUGGUCAGUUAACACGUGUAUGUGGCGAAUCACGUCAGAGGGAGUGUUCCGCAUGGAUAUAGGGGUUUGCAUUGAAAUACUGUCAUGACGAUCAUUCGGUGCAGUUCACGGCUCCGCCCUUCAUGAGACGUUAAGGACAGGACUGUGAACUGCAUCGAAUGAUCUUCAAGAUGCUGUUUCGGUCGGAAACCUCUACAGAUCUGGAGCACUCCCUUUAACCGUUGGCUAAACAUCGAAUCGGCUGUCUUCCUCGAAUGACGGAGCUUUGUCGGGGAGAUCGGAGUUGUUACGUGGUCGGCGCGCCCAGUUGUGAGGGAUGCGAUGUCUGUCAGCGUGUCCACGGUCCCACCAGCGGGGUUGGGUAGGCUUCGGGCGCGGCUGCGCAUAUCCAUGAAUGCUGGAUAUGCAUGGAGACUGUUACUUGGACUGUAUGGAACUUAUAUACUCAGCAAACUUCCUAUACAAUGUACUCGAUCCAGUACCCGUCAUAUGCACGAGGUCAGCUCACAUGUGGGACCAAACGGUAGAUGCCGCGGGUUGUCUGAUUUUCUGCAAAGGAAUGGGGUAGAACAUUCCAGAUUUCAUCGACAUGCUAUUUUGAACGGAGUGUGCAAUCUGGGGCAUGCGCGGUCACCCAUUGCAGGCUCCCCGAAAAAAAAGAAGAAAAAACAUGAUGGCGCCGACUGCUCAAAGCCCGCCUGCUUGCUCUGCUUAUGCUCUUUCAGAUGUGCUGACUGUGAUGUCGCUGUGCCGCCAGCUGACAUGGGCGGUGGGCAGGCAGCUCAGUGAGCUCCCAUGAGAUCUCGCUGGCUUUGGUGCUGUGCUGACAACCAAGCCGCAUCUGUCACGCUCGCUGUAGGAAAUGCGCUUAUUCAAUGGUACGGCGGCGUCUCCCCCUGCGGUGGUGGUAGCAUUUUUACAAAGUUUAUAUGUACAAUAUACAGUUGCUUGACUUUUGUUACCAAU